Messenger RNA from Schizosaccharomyces japonicus yFS275, 2230 nucleotides. Its product is annotated as Rad32 nuclease. The transcript is spliced from 6 exons. Gene Ontology annotation, biological process: meiotic DNA double-strand break formation; meiotic cell cycle; DNA double-strand break processing involved in repair via synthesis-dependent strand annealing. Gene Ontology annotation, cellular component: nucleus; Mre11 complex; chromosome, telomeric repeat region. NCBI's taxonomy places the organism in Eukaryota, Fungi, Ascomycota, Schizosaccharomycetes, Schizosaccharomycetales, Schizosaccharomycetaceae. The record is from RefSeq and is a predicted model, not a curated record. Gene Ontology annotation, molecular function: single-stranded telomeric DNA binding; 3'-5' exonuclease activity; DNA endonuclease activity. Bases 1 to 1992 code for a protein of 663 amino acids.
AUGUCGCGAAGACAACGACUGUCUGAAGUUGAGGAGCAAGGUGUUGACGACUAUGAUGAAAAUACAAUCCGAAUUCUCAUAGCCUCGGACAAUCACAUAGGCUAUGCUGAACGUGAUCCAAUUCGAGGAAAUGACGCGAUCCGUACCUUUAAUGAGAUUCUUGGAAUUGCCAGAGAGCGAGAGGUUGACAUGAUCUUACUCGGAGGCGACUUGUUUCAUGAUAAUAAACCGUCUAGGAAAGCAUUGUAUCAGACAAUGAGAGCAUUGCGAUUAAACUGUCUUGGUGACAAACCUUGUGAGCUAGAGGUUUUGACUGAUAUGUCUAUGAUUACCGGAGACACAGCUGUGUGUAAUAUUAAUUACCAGGAUCCAAAUAUCAAUGUCGCUAUUCCUGUCUUUUCUAUCCAUGGAAACCAUGAUGAUCCAUCCGGAGAAGGGCAUUACUGCGCUUUGGAUAUCUUGCAAGUCGCCGGGUUGCUGAAUUACUUUGGCAGGGUUCCCGAAAACGACAAUAUUAGUAUCGCACCUAUCCUUCUACAGAAGGGCUACACGAAAUUGGCACUGUAUGGUCUGUCAAAUGUUCGUGAUGAAAGAUUGUACCAUACGUUCCGGGAAGGAAAGGUAAAAUUUAUGAGGCCAGACUUGUAUCGGGAUGAAUGGUUUAAUUUAUUGACUGUUCAUCAAAAUCACUCUGCACACACUGACACUGGGUACCUACCUGAGAGCUUUAUUCAAGACUUCUACGAUUUUGUUUUGUGGGGUCAUGAACAUGAGUGUCUAAUCGAUGGUUCAUAUAAUCCUACGCAAAAAUUUACCGUUGUACAACCGGGUUCUUCCGUCGUCACCAGUCUAUGUCAAGGUGAGACAGCGUUGAAGCAUGUGGGUAUUCUGAACAUAAAGGGAAAAGAGUUCAACUUGGAAAAAAUUCGGUUGCGAACGGUACGCCCGUUUGUCAUGAAAGACGUCGUUCUUUCCGAAGUUCAAUCGAUCCCACCUAUGGUCGAUAAUAAGUCACAGGUUUUGCAGUAUUUAAUUGGCGAGGUUGACAAUGCCAUUAAAGAAGCACAAGAACAGUGGCUACAAAGUCAGUCAGAUAUUCCUGAAAAUGAGCGUGGAGAAGCUCCUUUACCACUGAUUCGACUUCGCGUUGAUUAUUCUGGUGGGUACCAGACAGAGAAUCCUCAAAGAUUUUCUAAUCGUUUCGUGGGACAAGUUGCGAACGUGAAUGACAUCGUUCAUUUCUAUCAGAAACGGCAUUACAAACGAACGGCCAAAGAUAAGGCGCUGCUGGCAGCACCUGGUGAAGAAAUUAAACUUGACUCUCUACGUGUUGAAACGCUCGUGAAACAGUAUUUGGAUACAAACAGAUUGGAGUGUCUUCCUGAGCAGAAACUUGGUUAUGCCGUCGCACAAUAUGUUGAGAAAGAUGACAAGGAUGCAUUGAAAGACUUUGUCGAAAACUAUGUGAAGAAGCAAGUGUCUGUGCUUGUACAGAAACGAGUUACGGAAGAAAAUUUAGAAGAUGAGAUCAAACACAUUAUGGAUGGCAUGGGCAAUUUGGCCCACAUGAAGCGAAAAGGCAGUCCUGAGGUUCCAACUUCAAUGGAUGAAAGGUCUGAACAACACGAUCUUUUCAAAGAUGCGCCUGCGCACGAUGAAACUAUGGAAGAAAUGCCGUUGUUCCUUCCUUCUCAAUCCCAAAGUAUCUUUGAGACCGAGCAUAACGAUGUACAUGAAGAACCCAAACAGCGUACUUCCACGCGGCAACGGAAGAAUGCCGCUACAAAAGCAGCUGCACCAAACACAAGGUCUUCUACUACAACAAGUACUAAACGGAGAACACUUCCCUCUACAAUGACAGGUACUCGACGAGGCCGGAGUGGCUCUAGAGCAUCCCAACAAUCAAAGUUGUCAUUCGGAAAGUCCCAAACCAACACGAGGCAAAAUGCGUCUUCGAGGAAUCCGGAGGAUGAUGAGAUUCUUGAACUCUAAACCGCAUUCAAACUCUGUUAAGACAUUGCUUUUCUAGAGAGCUAGUUUGAGUUGAUAAAAAAAAUACAUAGAUUAUUAUGAAACGGAAAUAAGAUAGAGAAGUUCAGGUUGAGUUACGAGUUGAUAGUUUGUGAGCUAACAACAAUUCCGACUACUGUACGACAAUGUGUCGCUGUCACAUGAAACAUAUGUUUGAAGUUUAUCUUUAAUAAAGCAAGUUCACUCGCUUAUUUACAUG